AUGCGCCUGCAGCGGGCCUCUUCCGCUCCACUCAAGCACGUGGUUGCCCUAUACCGCAAUCAUUGGCUCUGCCGACAUCGGGAUGAGAUGGCAGCAGCGCAACAUGACAACAGCACGACACCGCUAAGCGCGACUAGAUACACCAGUACUCUCCGCCAGGUGGAGAGCGAUGAUGUAGACAGUUGGCGUCAUCGCGGGCAGCUAGUCUCGGCGCGAGGCGAGAGACUAGAGGACCGCUGGGCCAGGGGUGGCCCAGCGGCAAAAAGCCGUGCGUCAAGUUGCCCGGGCCUUAUGCAGGUCGUGACAAGAGUCGAAAGCGAAGGUUUGUGGGGCGUGGCGAGCGAAAGAGGCCUACUGCGGGUGGGCGUAUGUGCCGCUGGGCCAGGUGGGAUGAAGAUGCAAAUGCGAAAUGCAGAAUGCGAGGAGGAGAAUAUGUGA
Penicillium subrubescens is the source of this 438-nucleotide messenger RNA. RefSeq lists its product as uncharacterized. The record is from RefSeq and is a predicted model, not a curated record. The coding region runs from base 1 to 438 and encodes 145 amino acids. Lineage: Eukaryota; Fungi; Ascomycota; Eurotiomycetes; Eurotiales; Aspergillaceae. The transcript has a single exon.